CCCUUCCCCCUUCCCCCUAGCUCCUGUCUCGCUGCUCCGUCUGGCCCUUUAGCCCCCCCUGCCAUGGCCACCCUCAGUGUCAAACCUGAAGCCCAAGCCAAGGUAGAUUUGUUCAGAAAGGAGUUAUGUUCUCAGGCAGAGAUCCUACUCGGAAGCUAUUUCCCCAAGAAGAUUUCAGAACUGGAUGAGUUCUUGAAGGACCCAUCUCUGAAUGAGGCUGAUUUGAGUAUCCUAAAGGCUCCCCUGGACAUUCCAGUCCCUGACCCAGCCAAAGAAAAAGAGAAGGAAGAGCGUAGGAAACAAGAAGAGAAGGAUGAUAAAGAUGGAAAGAAAAAAGAAGACGAUGAAGAUAAAGGUCCUCCUUGUGGGCCUGUGAGCUGCAAUGAGAAGAUUGUGGUCCUUCUGGGGCGCUUGAAGCCUGAGAUCAAAGAUGUGAAAGAACAGCUCAACCUGGUCUCCAUGUGGCUGCAGCUACAGGUGCCUCGAAUUGAGGAUGGAAACAACUUUGGAGUAGCUGUCCAGGAGAAGGUAUUUGAGCUGAUGACUUCACUCAGAACUAAGCUGGAUGGCUUCCACACCCAGAUCUCAAAGUACUUCUCUGAAAGGGGUGAUGCAGUGGCUAAAGCAGCCAAGCAACCACAUGUGGGUGACUACCGACAGCUGGUUCAUGAACUGGACGAAGCACAGUAUGGAGAGACAAGACUGAUGGUCAUGGAGAUCCGAAAUACUUAUGCUGUAUUAUAUGACAUCAUCCUGAAGAACUUUGAGAAGAUCAAGAAACCCAGGGGAGACACAAAGGGAAUGAUCUACUGAAAAACGGAGCCCUGACUCCUUUCUCCAUCACCCCUUCACAAGGAUUAUCUGUUUUACCACAAUCUAGCUUCCAUUUAGAAUUUCCUAUCUUAUCCAAUAAAUUUUGUCACACCA
Molecule: messenger RNA, 927 nt
Organism: Dromiciops gliroides (monito del monte)
Lineage: Eukaryota; Metazoa; Chordata; Mammalia; Microbiotheria; Microbiotheriidae
Gene: PSME1
Product: proteasome activator subunit 1
Exons: 11
Coding region: 64-813 (249 amino acids)
Biological process (GO): positive regulation of endopeptidase activity; regulation of proteasomal protein catabolic process; regulation of G1/S transition of mitotic cell cycle
Cellular component (GO): nucleoplasm; cytoplasm; proteasome activator complex
Molecular function (GO): endopeptidase activator activity
Source: RefSeq, a predicted model, not a curated record